Messenger RNA from Cercopithifilaria johnstoni, 1290 nucleotides. The record is from the annotation of a GenBank genome assembly. Lineage: Eukaryota; Metazoa; Nematoda; Chromadorea; Rhabditida; Onchocercidae.
AUGCGCUUAUUGUCACAACCAAUUGGCAAGCCACCAUUUAUUGUGGAAAAAAUUGUAUCGAAAUGGUGGAAAGUUUGUAUUCUUAGUGAAUUACUAGCUGUAGUAUAUAUGUGUACUGUUAUAAAACCGGAAUAUAAUGAACGUACGAGAGUUUCCGAGAAUGCAUUGCUUCCAGCACUUGUUACUGAACGAUUCAAUUAUUAUCAGCGAAUUUUAACUUUCCUGAAGGAACUUCACAUUGAACGUGAUAUUCCCAAAUAUAUUGAAAAACAAUUCUUGGCUCAUGGUAUUAUGGCUCAGACGAUGCGGUUUACAGUAACUCUUCCAGGCUCUAAUCAAUCUGGAACGAAUGUUGUGGGCGUUGUUCGUGCCAGCCGUUCAUCAUCAACUGAAGCUAUAAUUGUGGCCGUGUCAAUGACUAAAACAGAUUUGGAAGCAUUGGCUGUGGUGUUGGCUUUGGCAACUUAUUGUCGAGAACAGAUAUAUUGGGCUCGUGACAUUCAAUUCGUUUUCGUAGACAAAGGCCUAAUUGGGCUCACAGCAUAUCUAGCUCAAUAUCAUGAUCAUCGUCAUUCAUUCUUGCAAUCCGACAAAUUACAUUUUCAUAGCGGUGCGAUUGUUGGUGCUUUUGCAGUGAAAGCGAAAGGUUCCGUAUUUGACACGAUGAACAUUGAACACAACAUGAUCAACGGUUUAUUACCAAAUUUGGAUUUAAUCAAUUUGAUGGCAAAAUUAGCGGAUAAAUUUGGCUUAAUUCCCGAAGUUUUCCAUCAUGGAUAUCAAAGAUCAUGGUGGGAUAUAGCUGGUACAACUAGUAAAGCUAUACUCAGUCAGGCCUUCAAUGAGAAAGAAGGAUUGCAUAGUAUGUUUGGACCAUACGGAAUACAAGCAGUAACUAUACAUGCUAAAAGUAUUAUGGAAGGACAUGCAUCGUUGACAGACUUAGGUCGAAUAUGUGAAGGAGCAUUGAGGUCUCUGAAUAACAUCCUGGAAAAGCUUCAUCAGUCAUAUUUUCUUUAUAUAAUGACGGAUGUGCGACAUUUUCUUUCUGUAGCUUAUUACAUGCCAGCCCUUGGUCUUAUUUUGUUUCCACUAUUAGUAUUAGCACUUCGUGAAUGGUUCAGUCUGGAAGAAUUCAGUUUUCCAAAUUCAUUUAUUCUUCUUCAUGUCGUUGGAAUAGUCCAAUAUUGUAUUAUUAGGAAUGUUGCUGUGUCACAAUUUUAUCAUACCUAUACGGUUUUGCUGUCAUUUUCCGUUUUCAUUCCGUGGUAUUUUCUUUUUUCACUGUAA